Molecule: messenger RNA, 663 nt
Organism: Medicago truncatula (barrel medic)
Lineage: Eukaryota; Viridiplantae; Streptophyta; Magnoliopsida; Fabales; Fabaceae
Product: histone H3.2
Exons: 1
Coding region: 85-495 (136 amino acids)
Cellular component (GO): nucleosome
Molecular function (GO): structural constituent of chromatin; DNA binding; protein heterodimerization activity
Source: RefSeq, a predicted model, not a curated record
GAUCAGAAAGCUACACAUCCUAAUUUCACAUACCAUUUUCACAAUCACAGUUAGAAAUUCAAUCUUCCAGAAGCUUCUCUCACGAUGGCACGUACCAAGCAAACAGCUCGCAAAUCCACCGGCGGCAAGGCUCCCCGGAAGCAGCUCGCCACCAAGGCCGCUCGGAAAUCAGCUCCGGCGACCGGAGGAGUGAAGAAGCCACAUAGAUUCAGACCUGGAACUGUUGCUUUGAGAGAGAUCCGUAAGUAUCAGAAGAGCACUGAGCUUCUCAUCCGUAAACUUCCAUUCCAACGUCUUGUUCGUGAAAUUGCUCAAGAUUUCAAGACAGAUCUGAGAUUCCAGAGCAGCGCAGUUUCCGCUCUUCAAGAAGCUGCUGAAGCUUACUUGGUUGGUCUCUUUGAAGACACAAACCUUUGUGCAAUUCAUGCUAAGAGAGUUACAAUCAUGCCUAAGGACAUUCAGCUUGCAAGAAGAAUCAGAGGAGAGAGGGCUUAGUUCUUAUUAUCUUUUCCAAUUUCAAUCCCCGAAAAAAAAAAAAAAAACCGUAACUCUAGAAUUAUAAUGCUAGUAGUAGUAUUAGCUUCUAUGUGUGAAUCAAAAGCUCUAAUUGUAACACAAAUUGAAUUUGAAUGUUAAUUGUUUGUUACAAUUUCUCUAUAGUAA